Molecule: messenger RNA, 204 nt
Organism: Ceratina calcarata
Lineage: Eukaryota; Metazoa; Arthropoda; Insecta; Hymenoptera; Apidae
Product: putative odorant receptor 19b
Exons: 2
Biological process (GO): detection of chemical stimulus involved in sensory perception of smell; sensory perception of smell
Cellular component (GO): plasma membrane
Molecular function (GO): odorant binding; olfactory receptor activity
Source: RefSeq, a predicted model, not a curated record
UUCUUAUGUCCCGCCUAUUCGAAUAAUUGGUGGGACAACAGCAAAAAGUUUAAGCAAGCCUUGACCAUUAUAAUGGCAAGAAGUUAAUCGCCUAUUAUUAUUAUAACUGCUGGAAUUAUUAUGGAGUUAUUUUUAGAGAAUUUCGUUCUAUUCCUACGUACAUCAUACUCUAUCUUUACUGUUUUAAAAACCAGUACAGCUUGA